CUAUCGUUGUGGUCUCGGAUUUGAAGGGCGACCGACCAUUAACUUGGUCGCACUUGUCGCUCCGUCUUCUCAACAGAGACACGCCCCGUCGUGGUGCAAUCGGGCCUGGGGAAUAAUUCUUGAGAAAAGACGCGAGCUUUCCCAACGCUCCUCUUAAGUCUGGCUUUCGGGGUCUAUUUUUAAAAAACGUCACAUCCAUUUAUAGCUCAGGCAACUAUAUUCGCAAGCCUUUAAUCCCGCUCAUCGGAUUCUCUGAGCCCGACGUUCAUUUUCUUUCUGCCGCCUACGUGUCUGCCCUCCAGGCGUCGGGGGCUUUUAUUCUUCUCAGGGCGGUUCUGGGGCAGAGAUCGGAUCCGAGGAGCCGUCGAGUCGCCUCCCAGGGCGCCUUGGCGAGGGAAGAGCAUCGGAAAAAGAGGACGGCGCCCAUUUUUCCCGCCGUCGGGGAAAAGUUGUCCCCGUGGAUGUUUUGCGAGCAUCGGCGUAAGCAAUUCAAGGGCCGGCCGUCCUGCAGUUGAUUCCUUCCCUUCCUACGUAGCUCCUCCGGGCGGCCGCCCGCCCGCCCGCUCGCUCUCAGCAUGGUGGAUUUGUUCGGCGGGCGGAUCCUCGUGAACCUAGAGGGCGGCUUCGUGGACCCCGAGCAAGCUUUGGAGAACAAAAUCGUGGGCUUGUACUUUUCGGCCGCCUGGUGCUCCCUCUGCAGGGACUUCACCCCCACGCUGUGCGAUUUCUACAGCGAAUUGGUGGAUGUCGGCACUCAUCCGGCCCCUUUCCAGAUCGUCUUCAUCUCGUCCGACCGCAGCCGGGAAGAAAUGGCGAGCUUUAUGUACAAGAUGCACCCGGGCUGGCUGGCCUUGCCCUUCCACGACCCCCUUAAGCAUGAAUUGAAGAAGAAAUACAACAUAACAGCCAUUCCCAAACUUGUGAUUGUUAAACAAACUGGAGAAGUAAUUACCGAUAAAGGGAGAAAGCAGAUUCGUGAGAGAGGGCUCAACUGCUUUCAAAACUGGCUUGAGGGGGCUGAUGUCUUUCAGAAUUUUUGUACCUGAACCAAAAUAGUAUUUUCAGACUUAAACAAAACAAUAUCUUUGCUAUCUGCAACUAGACUUAGAGGGGAAAUUACGUUCUCCUUUUUUAAUGUUGACUUGCUUAAUUUUGAAUCCUACAUAGCUGGAAUAAUUAGACAUAUCUGAGUCCUUCAUAGUUCUCCCUUCUAUAUUGUUUCUAUUUAUAUUUUUAUUACAUAGAUGAGACAAAAGUAGUCUUAAUAUUAUUGAAUUGAUAAAUUUGAUUGAUAAUUGGUUAUCAAAUUGAUAAUUUGAUAAAAUUGCUAAUUAAUUUAAUAUGUCUACAUUUAGCUCUUUAAAAGAGUGCUAUCUUAAAUCUAUGCAAGCACAUUAUCUUUGCAAAGAUAAAAACUUUAUAAAGAAAAUAUAAUUCUUGAAAAUGCAGUCUUUUUGCAUGUGGAUUUAAAAUGUAUAUACUAGUAUAAUAAUAAAAUUAGUUUUAAUAAAUUUAUAAUUUAUCUGUCUUUGCUUUUUGAGCAACAAACAAUUGAAAAGUUCUUUGUCUAAUGCUGUUACUUGCUAAAACUUAACGUUUGGGGUACAACUACUCUGGAUCAUAAAAUCAGCUGCAUUGUUCUAUUUGCAAGAUUUUCAUUCCUUUUACCAGCUGGGAUUGAAGACUCUUCACCAAACUGUUUAUAUCAGCAUUUAUCAACAUUGGCCACUUGAAGAUGUAUGGACAUCAGCUUCCAGAAUUCCUCAGCCUGCAUGAGAAACACUGUUCUAUAUUUAUUGGGUUAGUUUAUCUCGUCAAGGCUGAGUGAUCAUUGACUAGAUUGAGGAAGGCUGCACUGAUGUUUGUAUUAUUGAUGAAAUUCAGGUAAGUGAUAGCUGAUUAAUGUGGAAAAGUUAAUAGGGCUGGAUUUACUUGCUUUCACUUGUAGUUGGGAUGGUCUGGGGCAAUGAGAAUAGGUUACAAGGUAAGGGUAUCACGGCAAAGUGAAAAUUUAACUAUUUUUUUUUCACCUGUAGAAGUUAAGGCUUAUAGUGAAAAAAAAAAUAGCCAGAAGCAUAUAGAAGUUUUUUUCCAGUAUAUUUAAGUAGGGCAGGAAUGGGAAAUCUUUGAAACAUUCAGAGCAAUGUGUACUUGGUUAUUCAUGCAACCCCAGUUCAUAUACUGUUCAUAUCCCAUUUAUACGAUUGCUUUGCAUGCUACACCUAGAAAGCUCACCAUUCAGACUAGAGACAUGCAGGUUCAAUUGGCUUGGAAAAACAGCAAGCAAUUAACCUUCACAAACUAAGCUGUGUAACUUGCAUAAAAAUGGUUAUAUAACAGCUCCCUCACUCACAGCAAUUUUGGGAGGUUACAUUGAUAUUAAUACUUCUCUUGUAAAAUUCAUAUCUCAUGAUGUUGCUGAUUAAAGGCAUUCAGGAUGACUGAAUAAAUUCCUUAAAUAAAUAAAAUUUAGAAAGGCAUGGCUAAGGGGUUGUUAAGUUUGUUGAAAUGCUAUAGACCUGAAGUAAAACUAAUGUUUAAGCAUUCUCUAAAAGCAGUAAAAGUAUGCAACUACUGAAGAAGGAUCUUGUGAAAUGGUAUCAGCACCUAGGUAAGGGUUGCUUUGGCUCACACAAAAAAACUUGCCCUACUAGAGUGAAAUAUUUGCAUUUUUUUUCUUUUGACAACCUUUAUAUUACCAGCCAGGGGUGAAAUCCAAAGACAAUGGCUACAGCAGUCAGAAAAUACAUGAACUCAGCUGAGUUCAGCUAAAGUUAGCUGAGUUUAGCUCAGCCAAAAAAGAGUUUUUGAAAAGUUUAAGUUAAAAGCUGUGAAAUUUUGGAAAAAAACAGCAUUAUUUAAAAAAAUUGUAAAAAGGGCUCCUUUUGUUUCUUCAUGGAACCUGAAGUACUCUAUGGCUUUAUAUAUGUGCGUGAAUAUACACAUAAAUACACUCAGACAAACACCCAUUUUUAGGUGUUUAUUUUACUUGAAGGACAAUAACUAACCAGCUUUGGUUGUUAAAAAUGGUUAAUUUAGAAAGAUGUUUGAACAAAGAGUUAAAUCUGACGUUUUUCCUCGUUUCCCCUCGCAGGUCCUCGGCUUGUCAAGCUAAAGACAAAUAUAUCACUGACUGAGGGAAAAAUUUAUUACAGUCAUCUUUCUCCUUGUUUUACUAUGUAAGAUAUAAAACAAAUGACUUGGAUAUAAAA
Molecule: messenger RNA, 3212 nt
Organism: Pantherophis guttatus
Lineage: Eukaryota; Metazoa; Chordata; Lepidosauria; Squamata; Colubridae
Gene: NXNL2
Product: nucleoredoxin like 2
Biological process (GO): photoreceptor cell maintenance; visual perception; sensory perception of smell
Source: RefSeq, a predicted model, not a curated record